Molecule: messenger RNA, 1678 nt
Organism: Corylus avellana
Lineage: Eukaryota; Viridiplantae; Streptophyta; Magnoliopsida; Fagales; Betulaceae
Source: RefSeq, a predicted model, not a curated record
CUAACGACAUAUCAAAACCAAACCAACCGGGCGCAAAUGCAAUUGUUUAGCAAUGUAUGAGCAAUCCUUAAAAGUGGCAGUGAUCGGAGCCGGCAUGGCUGGCCUACUCACCGCACGUGAGCUCAAAAGAGAAGGCCACCGGGUCAUUGUCUUCGAGAAAAGCAUUAGCCUUGGUGGCACCUGGGUCUAUGACCCACGCGUCGAAACCAACGCUUUGGGUCUAGACCCGGCUCGCCAGAUUGUCCAUAGCAGCAUGUACCGCUCGCUCCGGGUCAACCUUCCGAGGCGGCUCAUGGGCUUCUUGGAUUACCCAUUUUCGCUGAAAGAGGGUGGGGAUCCGCGAGAGUUUCCGGGUCACGAGGAGGUGCUCCGGUACCUUGAAGAUUUUGCCCGGGAUUUCCGGUUGGUUGAGUUGAUACGGUUCGGGCACGAGGUGGUCCGGGUUGAACAAGUCAAUGAAGUGAGUCACGAAUGGGUGGUUGAGUCGAGGACUCGGGGAAGUGAGUCAGAGAUGGAGGGGGAGGUGUUUGAGGCCGUGGCGGUGUGUAAUGGUCACCACACCGAGCCAAGAAUUGCUGAGUUUCCAGGCAUGGAUAUUUGGCCAGGAAUGCAAGUACACAGUCACAACUAUCGAACUCCUGAGCCAUUUCAGAACCAAAUUGUGGUGUUAAUUGGAAAUGGACCUAGUGCACACGACAUCUUGAGAGAGAUCUCCUCUGUUGCAAAAGAAGUUCAUCAAGCCUUGCGAGCCUCGGAUGUGCAUUUUAAAAAGUUGGAAAAUCGCAAUAAUAUCUGGCAGCAUUCAGUGAUAAAAUGUGCUAAUGAAGAUGGUAAAGUAGUAUUUCAAGAUGGAUCAUUUGUUUAUGCAGAUGCCAUCAUCCAUUGUACUGGGUUCAAGUAUCAUUUCCCCUUUUUAAGAACAAAUGGAAUAGUGAGCGUGGAUGACAACUGUGUUGGACCUCUGUAUAAACAUGUUUUUCCACCAUGCUUGGCUCCUUGGCUUUCUUUUGUAGGACUUCCUUACAGGGCUGCUCCCACUUUAAUAAUUGAGUUACAGUCCCGAUGGGUGGCAAAAGUUUUAGCUGGCAAGUUGGCACUGCCAAGUGAAGAAGAGAUGGCAUCAUCUGUGGAAGAACUCUACCAGCACAUGAAGGAGAGUGGAUUGCCAAAGCACCACACUCAUCAGCUUCAGCAGAACAAGUUUGAUUACGAAAACUGGCUAGUCACUCAAUUGAGAUUACCACCCCUGGAGGAGUGGAGAGAAGAGAUGUAUUUCCAUGCGUUGAAGAAGAUUACUUCACAUGAUGAUGAUGAAUAUCGGGACACCUGGGAUGUCAUAGGUGGAUGUAAGGAUACUACAGCAUGCUAAAGGCCAGUUCUUUGUAAAGGUGAUAGAGAUUAAUAUGAAGUUUAUUAUCUCUAUCUCUUUUCUUUUUUUCUUUUUUCUUUGUUUUUUUCUCCUCUUUUUCUUCUUUCAUGGGUCACACUGACCCAAAAAGAUAGGUUAUAGUUAUUUAAGUAGUAACUUAUUAAGCCUUCACACAGGUAAUAGGAUCCGCUCUAUUUCAAGUGAAAUUGAGUAAGUUAUUUUAUGGUUGAGAUUUAGUGUCAGGUGAUAAAUUUGUUAGCAAGUCAUUCAAAAAGUUUAAAUAAUGUGGCAUCAUUUACAUUGUUAGAU